Molecule: messenger RNA, 1770 nt
Organism: [Candida] anglica
Lineage: Eukaryota; Fungi; Ascomycota; Pichiomycetes; Serinales; Debaryomycetaceae
Source: the annotation of a GenBank genome assembly
AUUAGUUUCUAUUAUAGAUGCAAUAUUAGAGGGCAAUAAUAGGAAGGUACUAAAAUCAUGUCUAAGAUAAUACCUCGACUGAAUAUAGCCCCUUCGCCCAUAGCCGCGUCGCCCGGCUCGUCGGAUGCAGGUUCACCUGCUGCUGGAGCUGGAUCUCUAGGUGGUGGUGGCAACGCACCGGCUAUGAUUGUGACAUCAAAGGAAUGGGUAUUGCCACCACGACCCAAACCUGGAAGGAAACCUAGUGCAGACACCCCUGCUUCGAAGCGCAAGGCACAGAAUAGAGCUGCGCAACGAGCGUUCAGAGAAAGAAGAGCCACAAGAGUACAAGAACUCGAGGCUCAGUUAAUGGAGGUUGAGAAGGAAAGAGACAUUAAAGAAAUGGGUCUCGUGAAUAUGAUUAAUAAACUCAAGGUUGAGAAUCAAUUUUUAGUGAAAAACAUUGAGAAAUUACGUACGGAGAUGAAUUUUAUGAAGUCUGGAAAUAUGAACAAUUUUGCAGCAAACACCACAUCUUCUCCACACACGGUAGGGUCACCAGCCGGCUCGAGCUCGUCAUAUUCUGUACAACAGAUAUCUCCGGCACCCUCAGGAAACUCUCCACCUGUAUUCCAAUCUAAUUUUGGGGUUAAUUUAACCCCAGUGUCGAAUCUGGAAAGUAAUAAGAAUGAUCUAGAAGAUUGUGGAGUUUGUGUUAAAGAAGAAUGUUUCUGUGAAGAGGUUGGUUUGAAAUCAGCUAAACCACCUCAGGUGAGUUUGGAGCAGGCUAUAAAUUCUGUCAAACCAACUGAAGCCGUAAGCUUGAAAAGAAAGUUUUCAGAUAACAAGGAAACUGACUUUACGAAAAGAUACUCUACUAAGAAGAGAAUGCCUGACUUGACAAGAUUAAUGAAGAAACCAACCAAACAAACGAAUAAUGAUAAAACCAAUAAUAAUAAAAACAAUAAUGACUUUAUGGAGAUGCAUGGAGGAAAUGGACGAGGAAGCAAUGGAGAAUUUAAUGAGGAUUCACCGGUGGAAAACUGUGGAUUCUGUACAGAUGAUACCCCGUGCGUGUGCAGAGAAGCAGCCAAAGAAGCAGCUCUUCUUAAUGAAUCCCUUCAUGAAGGGAAAUUACCAACUGAAGACACUUCCUUACCUCCAAUUCUCAACACGAAUAGCUUUAGCACUACUGCUCCCUUACCUGUUAUGCACCCUGGACCUUCAGUAGAAAUUCGAGACAUUUCCAAUCUUUCGCCCGGCGCCGUGCCCACAGUGAUUGGUCCUACGAACCGGUCAUCAUCCUUGGCCAAUUUGGCUGCUACUGCAGAAAGUAUGAAGCCAGAACCAGUAGAGAAGCCCAGUGGUUGUACUGGGAACCCAGGUACUUGUGACCAAUGUCAAAUGGAUCCUAUGUCUACCCUUUUCUGUACAACCGUUGCCAACAUCGAGAAGGACUCCACAGCUAAAGGGGAAACUAGCCAGUCCACACCCCCUCUGACGGUUGGACUGUCUACAACACCAGGUGGAAGUACAAGAGGUUCUAUCUCUUCACCUGCUUCCGGAAUGUUCAUUCCUUGCUCAGAUGCAUACAAGACGUUAUCUAGACAUAAGAAGUUUAAUUCUGUAGAUUUCAGCACAUUGGUGGGUAAAUUGACUACUAGAGGAAUGCAAGUUGAAGUACAAUCAGUGGCGAAUGUUUUGCGUGAACUAGACAGAAGAUUGUACAGUUAAAUGAGUAUCAGGUAUAUCUGUGUAGGAAUAUUACAUAUGGGAUUAAGGAUAUAAGAG